AUGGCCUCUCACUCGCACCUCGGCGGCGCCGCCGACAUGGCCAACGUCAACAUCCCCUACAGCACGCCCAGCACCCCUCAUCCGCAGCACCAGGUCGGCUGGAUCGGUCUCGGCAACAUGGGCAUCAAGAUGGCAGCCAACUUGGCCAAGCACAUGCGCGAAAUGUCGCCUCCGCUCCCGCCUCUGCUCGUCUACAACCGCACCCCCUCGAAAGCCCAGGCGCUGGAAAAGGAGCUGUCCGGGCUGGUGAAAGCCGUCGACUCGGUCGAAGCCAUCGGUACGCGCUGCGAUCUCAUCUUCACCUCUCUCUCGGACGACGAUGCUGCCGAAUCGAUCUACGAUGCUCUCCUCCAAGCCGAAGAGAAGCGCGUGGGUAAGCAUGCUCAGGAGCGAAUCAGUUCCGGCUUCUCGACGCUUCUCGUGGACACCUCCACCCUUUACCCCGCAACCACCGGCAAGCUCGAACGCAAGAUCUCCGCCCUGCCCAAACGUCACUUUGUCGCCGCGCCCGCCUUUGGGCCUCCACCCAUGGCCGCGACGGCCAAGCUAGUCUUCGCCGUCGCUGGCCCGUACAACUCGAAAAAGUUCGCCUCGCAAUUCCUCGUCCCGGCGAUGGGACGCAAAAUCAUGGACUUCGGCUCCAACCCCGAACGCGCUGCGUCAUUCAAACUCAUCGGCAACAGCAUCAUCGUCUCGACCAUCGAGAUGCUCUCCGAGACCAUGACUUUGGCGGACAAAACCGGCGUUGGAAGCGAUCGCGUCUACGAGUGGUUGCAAGAAUUCUACCCCGCCCCCUCCGCAUUGGGCUACGGCAAGAAGAUCCUCGAUAGCAAUUUUCAGGGUGAAAAUGGGUUCACGUUGAAUGGUGGCAUCAAGGAUGCGAGUCACAUUAUCAAGUUGGGCGAAAGUGUGGAUUGUCCUUUGCCGAUCAUCGAGUUGGCUCGACAGCAUAUGGUUAGUGCCAGGGCGAUCGGUGGCGCGAAUUUGGAUUGGAGCAGUUUGAGCGCCGGCUUUAGGGUCACGGCGGGGGUGGAACCGUUUGAGAAGAAGGAGAUGCUCAAAAAGUGGGCUCAGGAGGAGGGGAAGCAGGGCGGUCCGUCGUCCUAG
This is a messenger RNA of Kalmanozyma brasiliensis GHG001, 1107 nucleotides long. Its product is annotated as 6-phosphogluconate dehydrogenase, NADP-binding. NCBI's taxonomy places the organism in Eukaryota, Fungi, Basidiomycota, Ustilaginomycetes, Ustilaginales. Gene Ontology annotation, molecular function: oxidoreductase activity, acting on the CH-OH group of donors, NAD or NADP as acceptor; NADP binding; NAD binding. The coding region runs from base 1 to 1107 and encodes 368 amino acids. The transcript has a single exon. The record is from RefSeq and is a predicted model, not a curated record.